Molecule: messenger RNA, 2229 nt
Organism: Xenopus laevis (African clawed frog)
Lineage: Eukaryota; Metazoa; Chordata; Amphibia; Anura; Pipidae
Gene: slc22a5.L
Product: solute carrier family 22 member 5 L homeolog
Exons: 11
Coding region: 354-2000 (548 amino acids)
Biological process (GO): carnitine transport; transmembrane transport
Cellular component (GO): basal plasma membrane; membrane; apical plasma membrane
Molecular function (GO): ATP binding; quaternary ammonium group transmembrane transporter activity; transmembrane transporter activity
Source: RefSeq, marked provisional
GUUACGGCAGGUUGGUGGGAGGAGGGUGGGCGCACAUCGAAACAUAGCGGAUGCCCUUGGCACAGCGUAGAGAGACGUUUCGGUACAGUAUGUGACGUGACUGAAGGAGAAGUGGGGCAGUGCAAGGUCUCGCGUAUCAGUGCGCGUUAUACGCUGUAUAAAGCAGUGACGUUCGUCUCAUUGCAAAUCCCGCCGCACAUUGACAACUACUAGCUUUAUAAUCAAGCUCUACGCAGCUUCCGGGACUUCCAUGCUGCCAGUCUCCUACAUGAUACCCUCCCUUCACUGCCGGCUACAGCUCUCCACCAACUGCAACAGCUCUCUCUCUCCAUUCUGGCUUCCCCUCUCCUGCAAUGCGCGACUACGAUGAGGCCACGUCUUUCCUGGGAGAAUGGGGUCCCUUCCAGCUGUCGGUGUUCUUCCUGCUCAGCGCCAGCAUCAUCCCCAAUGGUUUCACCGGCCUCUCCGCAGUCUUCCUAGCGGCCACCCCCGAGCACCGGUGCCACAUACCGGCCGGCGCCAACCUGAGCGAGGCUUGGAGGAACGUGAGCAUCCCCCCAGGACAGGACAGUCAGUGCCGCAGAUACCGGCUGGAGACUCUGAGCAACUACUCGGCUCUGGGGCUGCUCCCCGGGCGGGAUGUGGAUGUGACUGGGAUAGAGCAAGAGCCCUGUCUGGAUGGCUGGGACUACAGCAAAUCCCUUUACCUCUCAACUAUAGUCACUGAGUGGAACUUGGUUUGUGAAAAUGACUGGAAAGGGCCCCUGACCACCUCGCUGUUCUUUGUGGGAGUACUCAUUGGGUCAUUCAUUUCAGGACAGAUGUCAGACAGGUUUGGUAGGAAGAAGGUUUUGUUUGCCACCAUGGCUGUGCAGACUGGAUUUAGUAUUAUUCAAGUGUUCUCUGUAAACUGGGAGAUGUUCACCGCUUUGUUUGUGAUCGUUGGGAUGGGACAGAUCUCUAAUUAUGUGGCUGCUUUUAUACUUGGUGCAGAAAUUCUUGGCAAGUCUGUCCGCAUUAUAUUCUCUACACUAGGAGUGUGCAUUUUCUAUGCAAUUGGCUACAUGCUGCUGCCUCUAUUUGCUUACUUCAUAAGGGACUGGCGGAUGCUGCUUUUGGCGCUUACCAUUCCAGGGCUGUUUUGCAUUCCUCUUUGGUGGAUUAUCCCAGAAUCUCCCAGAUGGCUCAUAUCUCAGGGGCGAUUUCAGGAAGCAGAAGACAUAAUACGGAAAGCAGCAAAGAAAAAUGGCAUUUCUCCGCCAGAUAUAAUAUUUAAUUUUACAGAGCUGCAAGAGCAAAAGGAGCUGAUACACAAAUCUCAUACAUUUCUCGACCUCCUGAAAACAAGGAAUAUUCGCAUAAUAACAUUUCUAUCCAUUUUGCUUUGGAUGAUCAUUUCAGUGGGAUAUUUUGGUUUGUCUCUAAACACUCCCAAUUUACAUGGUGAUCCUUAUGUCAACUGCUUCCUGUCAGCCAUCAUUGAAGUUCCUGCAUAUGUAAUUGCGUGGUUGCUCCUACGAAGUUUCCCUCGACGAUACUCAACUGCAAGCACGUUGGUUUUGGGAGGAGCGGUUUUACUGUUUAUACAGCUAGUGCCUCAAGAGCUUGGGGUUCUAUCCAUUGUUCUAGUCAUGCUGGGGAAGUUUGGUAUCACUUCAGCUUUCUCCAUGGUUUAUGUGUACACUGCCGAACUGUACCCCACUGUUGUACGAAAUAUGGGUGUGGGAGCCAGUUCAAUGGCAUCCAGAAUGGGGAGCAUCCUGUCCCCUUACUUUGUUUACCUUGGUGCCUACGACCGAUAUCUGCCUUUCAUCCUAAUGGGAAGUCUUACAGUGCUUAUAGGGAUGUUUACUUUAUGUCUCCCAGAAAGCCACGGCAUGCCUUUACCAGAUACCAUUGAGGAAAUGCUCAAAGUUAAAGGGUUUAGCUACAAAGCAGGAAAACGACUUAAAAGAGAGAAGAAUGGAAAACCCAAUGUCUUGUCAAACACGGCAUUGUAAGGCAGUGGUUUCAGUCCAUGUAGAAAGAUUGCUUCAGUAGAGUUCUUUCCACACUGUGAUUGACACGGUUUAAUUCUUCUUCGUUGUUUGCGGAUCCUCGCCUUUUUUUCUACCUGCAGUAUAAAUUAGCACAACAAUGCAAACUGAAUGUCUUUAUAUUUGUAUCUCUGCUGGAGCAAUUCCUGUGAUUAACUCUUUGUUAUAAUACCAAUAAAUGUUGAAACUUUCA